GAUUUUUCCACUAAACCCCGUGUGAUCCAAUUAUUAAAACUGUAAUUAUUAAUUAGGCAAAAUUCAGUUCAACUAUCAGCAAAAACGUUACGAGCAAAAUAGAUCCAUAAUUUUGACAUAAUUUGUGAUGUCUAAAACCCAUGAAAGCUUAAUGACAAAAUUAUAUAAUUAUAUCUUCCGGUUAUCCUGCAUUUUUGGUGCAUUUUGCACCAAUUCUUUCAGUUGCUUCCCGUUUUGCGUUACCCAAAUUUUACAAUUUUUUUGUGCAUCCACUGUUAGUGACGAAUUUGUCCGCUUAAUACCUGCUAAGCCUCAUUGUGGGUACUCAUAUUUAUUGCAUUGGAUAAAUACCAAAUACAUACAUAAACAUACAUGCUCAUGGUCCUUAAUUGUUUUCAUAGUGUCUAGAUAUUCCAAAUGGGAAAAUCUUGAUGUGCUUUCUCCACGUAAGAACGGCUUCCGUCUCGAAAUGUAUAUAUGCGAGCGAAGACAUAGAAAACUCAGCCGCCAGCCAGUACUCCUCAUCAUCGUCACACAUGGAAUGUAAAAUCUGGUUUUAUAAACGUAAAAACGUUUAACAAAUCGUUUCAACAUUUCGAUUAAGCUAUAAAUUAAGGUUCCACUUUCUUCCAAACGUCACUUAUCCGCCCAACAAGUAACAGAGUCUCUUGUCAACUUCAAAUAACAAAUAAUAAUUAACAGAAUCGAAGUAUUUUAUUUCAUAUUUUAUGUAAACACGAUGACGGAAGUAAACAGCAAAAUAAUGAUGAAAAGACAAGGAGUGAAAGGAAAGUAUCGCCGUUUACAGUUGUAUAACGCAUCCCACAAAACUGAAGUUUUGAAGAUCAUGUGUAAAGUGACAGAAUUCCAGCUCAAUAAUGAGGAUACAACAAAUCAACCUGCCGAUGAGGAAAGAGGUGCCUUACAGUUUGAACUGUCAGAUGAUGACGAGCCUACCAAUACAACUGCUAGUACUACAAUCUCGAAAGAGUCGUUUGAGCCGAUAGAAGGGAAAUUGACCUGCAGCAGUUGUAAAAUUACUAUGGACGAUAUAGAAGAACUUCGACAGCACAACAAACAUGAUUGGCAUCGGUACAAUUUGAAGAUGAAAAUUAUGGGGCAGGUAUCAGUAUCAGAACAGGAGUUUUACGACAUGAUUGAUGAUUUAUCCAGCAUUGAGGGUUCAGAUUCUGAAGACGACUCAAUUGCUGGGAAUGAUCAAUCAGCAGCAGUAUCAAAGCUCAUGGACAAAAUUUCCAGAACAACAAUACUUGAAGAAUCUGAUGGGACUUGCAAGUCGAAAUUAUCAUCAGAGAAUGCAAAGUUAAUAAAUUCCCCCAAAACCUACUAUGAAAAUGAAAAUGGGUGUAUAUUUGGGAUAUACAAAUCUAUUGCUGAGGUUUUAUUCGACAAAAACAAAAAUAGAGAUAUGCUCCAGUUCUCUAAGCACUAUGAAAAUCCUUUAAAUAUGACAAUUAUUAUGGUUAGUGGGGGUCACUUUGCCGCAGCAGUGAUGCAAGGAAGCCAAAUAUUGCUGCACAAAACUUUUCACAGUUACACUGUUAGAGCUAAGCAAGGUGGGUCACAAGGUUCUCGGGAUUCUAAAAGUGGAACAAAUCACCCAAAAUCUGCUGGUGCUAGUUUAAGACGGUAUAAUGAGCAAUCGUUUGCCCAGCAUGUGCAAGACCUCAUGGAAGCGUGGAAAGGACGUGUAUCUGCUUGUCCAGUCAUAUUUUACAGAGCUGUUGGUUCGAGUUCAAAUGUUUUAUUUGGUGGAAAGUCUCCAUUAUUUCAACGCAGUGAACAAAGGCUCAGAACCAUCCCAUUUCCAACGAAUCGACCCACAUUUUUGGAACUAAAGCGUGUUCAGUCUUUGUUGACGACUUUACAUGUUUAUGAUGACAGGGAACAAUUUUUAUCAGAACAUUUGGUUAGCAAAACUCCUACUAGCAAAAGCCCAAAGAAAACAAAGAAAAUAGACAGAGCAAAAUCAAAAUCUCCCAAACGUGUUCAAGAUGACCCUUGUCCUAACGUAAUAAAUAGUGAAAAUAGUGAUUCAAGCGACUGUAAUGACGAGUUACAAGAAUGCUUAGAGGAAGUUAAUUUUAAUCAUUUAAAAGAGUUUGACGAUAGUUUGACAAUUGAAGAAAGACAGGAAAGAAUCAAAAAGAGAUCUAAGAAACCAAAAACCAAACCUGUUCAAUUUCCAAAGCCUGAUGGAGUUAUAGGAUGUCUGAUGGAUGCUGUGGUUCAAAAUUCGGUUGAACUGAGUAACCACAUUGCUACACUAAAACUUCAAUCGUCUGAAGCGACUCACGACGAAUUUCUAGCCUAUUUGAAUCAACCUGUGGACUCUGACGAGUCAAACUUGUUACAUUUAGCUGCAAAGAUGAAUGCUACUGUACUUAUCUGGGUACUACUAGAAUUGGGUUGUGAUCCAGCUACAAAGAAUAAGAAUGGAAGAGUCCCAUAUAGUUUUGCAAACAAUCCAGAAAGUCGUGCAGAAUUUAGGCGAUUUAUGGGUCAGUUUCCGGAUAAAUAUGAUUAUAAAAUGGCUCAAGUUCCGACACCGUUGACUGCAGAAAUGGAAGCAGAAAAGGCUGAAAAGAAGAAAUUAUUAAAUAAAAUUAAACGGGAAAAAGAGAAACAGAAAAAAAUGGAAAAGCAUCAAAAGGACAAGGAACAAGCAGAUCAAGAACGGUUUUUGAAACUGAGUGACAGAGAAAAGAGGGCAAUGGCAGCUGAGCAACGCAUUUUAGCACAAUGUAAAAGGAAUAAGGAAGAACUGCCUGUUCUUGUUCGAUGUUUUGACUGUGCUUGCGAUAUGACUGGAAAAGUACCAUUUGAAUAUAAUCAAAACAUAUUUUGUACUACCAAGUGCCUUAGUUCGCAUCGAAAAAAGUUUCCCACCCCAUUGUCCGUAUAAUAUGUAUUUUUAAAUACCAGUUAGUAAACAUAAGUCUUUGAUAAACUGUCACGUCUAGCAUAUACGGCGUGUGAUAAAAAUCUCGAGUUCGCACGGUAUAUCCAUACUACUUGAAUUUGCUCGAGGCAUAAAGUUGGAAUGAGAUGUUUUCCCAUCAUAUAUCCCAGUUAGUUGAGUCAGUCAGUGUUAAUCGGAAGGCUGGAAUUGUUGUGAUAAACUAAACUAAAAAUACUUGUACACAAGAUGCUCUUCCAAUCUUAAAUUAAAUGGUUAAACGUGUGCUAUUUAUAUCCCAGUGACCUUGUACAUAAAUCUCAUUAUAAAAGUGAUAUAGACUUAUUUUUAGGAUUGUGUGUACAAUUUUGCUGUUAUUUGGCUAAUAAUGAUAACUAGCGGUAGUUUCUUUUGAAGAAUAAACGAUAAUCGAUUAAUUGCUACUUUGAAAUA
Molecule: messenger RNA, 3373 nt
Organism: Folsomia candida
Lineage: Eukaryota; Metazoa; Arthropoda; Collembola; Entomobryomorpha; Isotomidae
Product: ankyrin repeat and zinc finger domain-containing protein 1
Exons: 12
Coding region: 740-2926 (728 amino acids)
Source: RefSeq, a predicted model, not a curated record